CUGUCAGGGUUUUCAGACAGUCUCGGCUUUGAAAUUUUAGUAACACUUUGGCUUAAAAUUUCUUAUCUAGCCCAGCCGGAAUGUUUGCACGCUUCUUUCGACCGAUCCUUCAAUCUCACCGCCAUAUUUGGCUCGCUUUUAAUGCUCAUUUGCGAAGAUUCAUAUCCGACGGCUUUAGCAACAGAUAUUGUCUGGGAAAGGUGGCAACUCUGAUGCCAGUAGUAAUCAUCCGCACGGCAAACUGCAAGCCAAGUGACUUAAAUGGUGGGGAACCGAAGCGUAGGACACGAAAGCGCUCCAUGACCAAGGUCAGAUACGAGAUGAGGUUGGAGGGUAAAGCCCAGCAUUAUCUUGACGAGCUGAAGGAGCGAUGGAUGGUGCUCCAUAAGAUUCCCGGCCUGUUUUCCUAUCAGUUGCAAAAGGCUCCUCGAGUGCGACAGAUUCCAGGAUCCAGUGGAUUUUUUACGGAACUGAAUACAGACCGGUCGACAAAACGACGCCAUCCUCAGACCAUCGAGAACCUGAAUCCAACUUUUAAGCCAAAAAUGUUUAAUUUCAAUAAAGUGGACCCUAUGGAAGUGAUGCUAAGGAUCGACGAUGCCGAGGGAAGUCCCGAGGUGCAAAUGAUCAUCAAUAAGAGUCCCAUCACCAAGUACCAUACCUUAAUCUGCCCAGAAGUGGAGAAGAACCAUGUGCAGCGGCUCAAUCGCGAUGUACUUCAAUUUUGUGUCACGUUCAUGCGCAACAUCGAUGACAAAUAUAUGCGUAUGGGCUACAACAGUCCUGGUGCCCUAGCCUCGGUGAAUCACCUCCACUUCCACCUGCUGCAAAUGCCCCACAGCCUAUAUGUGGAUCGUGUUCGAUUGGAAAAACUAGCGGGGAACUAUAUUUAUCGGUUUAGUCGGCGGGCGCCCACCGAGGGCCUUUGUUUUGUCUUCGGGAAUAAUGAUAGCGAUGAAUUGGUGGACGAAAAAGUAGGAAAAAUUUACGAACUUGCCAUGUGGAUGUGCCGAUCCAACAUGCCCCAUAAUCUAUUCAUCACCCAGGACCUGCGACCGGGGAAAAAAGGUGACGUUCUAGUCUUUGUAUUUCCUCGAUCCGAAUACUGCGUUAACAAAGAUUUGGCCGACUUCAAUGUGGGAUUCUGUGAGUUAGCCGGAUACAUUCCACUACCAGACCCAGAUAGAAUGAACAAUAUUACGGAACAGGAAGUACUCUUCAGAAUCCGCACUGUAACUGGCGAUGCCCCCAAAGAUGCAUACCAAGAAAUGAUUAAAAUUAUUGAAGGACCGAAGGAAGGACUGUGGGACAUUCCUUUUACCAUGUAAAGAUUGUUAAAUAAUAUAGCUGAGACUAUUUUUGUUUAAAUAUAACUCAUUAGUCAUUUUA
Drosophila ananassae is the source of this 1389-nucleotide messenger RNA. RefSeq names its product GDP-D-glucose phosphorylase 1. The coding region runs from base 81 to 1328 and encodes 415 amino acids. The transcript is spliced from 3 exons. Gene Ontology annotation, molecular function: GDP-D-glucose phosphorylase activity. The record is from RefSeq and is a predicted model, not a curated record. NCBI's taxonomy places the organism in Eukaryota, Metazoa, Arthropoda, Insecta, Diptera, Drosophilidae. Gene Ontology annotation, cellular component: cytoplasm. Gene Ontology annotation, biological process: glucose metabolic process.